AUGAAUAAUACUUAUCUUCUAAGGACCUGUUACUUGUUGGCGGCUAUGUUUUGCUUAGCAUUGAUUAUCGAUUAUCUCAUUACAGCGCUUAAUCGACUUGGCUCCGACAAGGAAUCAGCCACCAAUUCAGAUUUUGGCGCAGAGGAGGUGGGUGGCAAUGAAGAGUUGAUUACCGACGAUGAAGAAUUGAUUACCAACGAUGAACAAGGGAUUACCGACGAUGACGAGUGGGUUACCGACGAUGAAGAAAAGGUUACCGACGAAGAAAAGAUGACGAGCUUAUUCGGGAAAUUGCCUACUUAG
Messenger RNA from Colletotrichum paranaense, 303 nucleotides. RefSeq lists its product as uncharacterized. NCBI's taxonomy places the organism in Eukaryota, Fungi, Ascomycota, Sordariomycetes, Glomerellales, Glomerellaceae. The record is from RefSeq and is a predicted model, not a curated record. The transcript has a single exon. Bases 1 to 303 code for a protein of 100 amino acids.